Molecule: messenger RNA, 1080 nt
Organism: Chenopodium quinoa (quinoa)
Lineage: Eukaryota; Viridiplantae; Streptophyta; Magnoliopsida; Caryophyllales; Amaranthaceae
Exons: 3
Coding region: 1-1080 (359 amino acids)
Source: RefSeq, a predicted model, not a curated record
AUGGGGCGUAAGAGCCUCAAAACACUCGCUGAAGCGCUGGGUAAAGCGCAUGAGUUUAUCAAAGAAGACGAGACUGACAGAGCAAUGCUGGGUAGUAAAGCAACAGGUGACUCGGUUAAGCGGGCAGAGGUCACCCGGGCAGAGAACACAGCCAGGGUGGACCAGCCGAGCAGAGCUGAGCAAAACCGCAGAGAAGCGGACAGGGCAGUGGGACUGAGAAGCGUAAAUAAGGCUGAUGAUAAGUGGCUGAGGCCUCCAAGGAUGGUAAAUAGGAGUUGUGAUACCAGUAAGUGGUGUGACUUUCACGGGGACUAUGGCCAUACCACUAAAGAAUGCACGCACUUGAAGGAAAACAUAGAGGACUUGGUCAUGAGAGGAUACCUGAGUCAAUUUAAGCAGCGUGGUGAGCCUCCAAGAAGAAGGGAGGAGGAUAGAGCAGGCCGAGCUGACCGUAAAGGAGUUAAUAAAGUGCGGGCUGACCUGCGGGCAAUUGUACAUCAAAUAAACGACAAUGAUAAGCGUAGAUGGCCACCUCUUCCCUUGCAUCCGCGAGCCACGUUCGACGAGUAUGACCAGAAGGGCAUAAUUUACCCUCAUGAUGACCUGCUGGUGGUGACAAUGAGAAUUGCAAACUGGGAGGUGGAUAGAAUACUGAUAGACGGAGGCAGCUCAGCCAACAUCAUAUACAUCAGUGCGUUCAAUGAGCUGAAGUUGGACAGAAAAGACCUGGAGAGGGUAAACUACGAGGUCACCGGGUUUAAUGGCUCGGGGCUUACCCCAGAAGGCAUAAUCGAACUCUCAGUCCGGGUAGGAGAGAGGUCAAAAAGACGUUAUGUUCGAGCAGAAUUUCUCGUCAUAAACUCCCCUUCACCCUACAAUGUAAUCAUGGGAAGACCGCUCAUCCACAAGAUAGGCGGGGUGGUAUCCACUUACCACCUGGCCAUGGCGUACACAACUAAUGAGGGUUUGUCAGCAAAGCUCAAGGGAAGCCAGAAGACAGCCAAACAAUGUUACAUAACUGCCUUGAAGCAGCCUGCCAAAACCAGACAACAGUCCGGUUCCAAGAGAAGGCUCCCAUAG